Molecule: messenger RNA, 351 nt
Organism: Homarus americanus (American lobster)
Lineage: Eukaryota; Metazoa; Arthropoda; Malacostraca; Decapoda; Nephropidae
Exons: 1
Coding region: 1-351 (116 amino acids)
Source: RefSeq, a predicted model, not a curated record
AUGGACCAACAGCAGGAGAAGGUGGACCAACAGAAGGGAGAAGAUGGACCAACAGGAAGGAGAAGAUGGACCAACAGGGAAGGAGAAGAUGGACCAACAGCAGGGAGAAGAUGGACCAACAGGAAGGAGAAGGUGGACCAACAGCAGGAGAAGAUGGACCAACAGAAGGAGAAGAUGGACCAACAGGAAGGAGAAGAUGGACCAACAGCAGGGAGAAGGUGGACCAACAGAAGGAGAAGAUGGACCAACAGAGGAGAAGGUGGACCAACAGAAGGGAGAAGAUGGACCAACAGGAAGGAGAAGAUGGACCAACAGAAGGGAGAAGAUGGACCAACAGAAGGAGAAAAGUGA